Messenger RNA from Empidonax traillii (willow flycatcher), 758 nucleotides. Its product is annotated as caltractin. Bases 87 to 617 code for a protein of 176 amino acids. The record is from RefSeq and is a predicted model, not a curated record. Lineage: Eukaryota; Metazoa; Chordata; Aves; Passeriformes; Tyrannidae. Gene Ontology annotation, biological process: mitotic cell cycle; centriole replication; nucleotide-excision repair. Gene Ontology annotation, molecular function: calcium ion binding. Gene Ontology annotation, cellular component: centrosome; centriole. The transcript is spliced from 5 exons.
CGGGUCCCGCGGGGCGUCCGGCUCGCCCAUUGGCCGGCCGGCCGGCGCGUGUCUGUUGCGCUGUGUCCCGCCCGGUCCCGUGCCGGAUGGUUCCCGCCUGGAUGGCAUCCAACUACAGAAAACCUGGCUUAGCUACAGCCCAGCGGAAGAAAAGUGGCUUGAAACCCGAACUUACCGAAGAGCAAAAGCAGGAGAUCCGAGAAGCUUUUGAUUUGUUUGACACCGAUGGAUCUGGUAGCAUCGACAUCAAAGAACUGAAGGUUGCAAUGAGGGCUUUGGGCUUUGAGCCAAAGAAGGAAGAGAUUAAGAAAAUGAUAGCAGACAUUGACAAGGAAGGAAGCGGCACCAUCGACUUUGAAGACUUUUUGGCCAUGAUGACACAAAAAAUGAGCGAAAAGGAUUCACAGGAAGAAAUCUUGAAAGCUUUCAGAUUAUUUGAUGAUGAUGGGACAGGAAAAAUUUCAUUCAAAAACUUGAAAAGGGUUGCCAAAGAGCUGGGAGAAAAUCUAACAGAUGAAGAACUUCAGGAAAUGAUCGACGAAGCUGAUCGAGAUGGAGAUGGGGAAGUAAGUGAGCAGGAAUUCCUGAGAAUCAUGAAGAAAACUAGCUUAUAUUAAUAUUUGUUGCCUUGCUAUGCAGCUUAUCCAAAAGAUAACCUGGGAAAGACUUAAAAACUGGGCUUGUGUCUCCUGCAUAUUUUCUGUCAUAUAAAGUCAGGAAGGACAGAUUUUUUUUUUUUUUUUGUUCAUUCUUCUUUU